Messenger RNA from Funneliformis mosseae, 852 nucleotides. The record is from the annotation of a GenBank genome assembly. Lineage: Eukaryota; Fungi; Glomeromycota; Glomeromycetes; Glomerales; Glomeraceae.
AUGAGUAUUAAUAAAAAUAAACUAUUAAAUUUUAAUCAAGCGAAAUCUGUAUUACAUGGAAUAGUAUUUUGCUCAUUUAAUGCAAUUUCGAUCAUAAAACAACCAAUAUGGCAUAAUUCUAUCAAAAAAUGUCAAAUUUCAGAUUGUGCAUUGUUGCAAACAUACGAAGAUAAUUGGAUGAAUAUCGUACAAAUUGAAAGUACCUACUUAACGCUUUCAUCAAUUAUAUUUGAAAUGACGAUAAUUGUAUUGGUAUUUUUACUUUGGAAAAAGAAAACUUGGGCGGUUGUAAAAGAUUUUAACAUCACAAGAAAUCAACACAUAAAAAAAAUGCAUGCCACAUAUCAAAUCCAACUAGUUUUGGUACAUGCUCAAAUCAUAACGACAAUAUUUUUAGCAGGUUCAAUUUGGAUUAUGGAAAUUUUAACUGCUCAUAUAAAAAUUAUUGCUUAUGGGGCUGAGAUAAAGGAAUUAUGGGAUAAUUUCUUUCUAGCUUACUUUAUUUUUCAAUUUUACAUUUUAUUGAUCAGAAGUGAAUCACAUCUUUUAAUGGGUAUUGUGUAUGUUGUCGUUUCAUUAAAAUUUCAGCAAAUAAUAAAAGGUCCUUCUCUAAAAGGAAAGAACGUUCUGCUCAAAUAUGAAAAAAGAGAUUUUGACAUUUGGUCUUCAGUUGAUUGGAGUGAUAUUAUUAUGCCGAUAUUGGGUUCAUACAGUAUAUAUCAACUCAUAGCAGCACUGUUUCAAGAGAAUAUCGGAAUGAAGACACGAGAAGUUCGAACUAAUAUUAGUUUACCUUCUGAAAGUUAUUUUGAUAUUCGUACAUGGGAAACUUUUUUUGAAAGUCCAAACUAA